This is a messenger RNA of Stylonychia lemnae, 1626 nucleotides long. The record is from the annotation of a GenBank genome assembly. Lineage: Eukaryota; Ciliophora; Spirotrichea; Sporadotrichida; Oxytrichidae.
AUGGUUGAGCCUAACGAAAUAUAGAAUAUUGAAAAUUUUGAGCAGAUGCGUACUCGAAUUCAGCAGCAUUUGAUCACACUAGAAUAACUGGAAAACGAAAGAGAAGAAGGAUUAGCUAUGAUUAAUCAAAUGGAGGAUGGAUAGUUUUCUUAUUCAAGUGAAACUACAAAUGAAAGAUCAGAGUCUUCAAUAGUGCAGCCCGAGUAGCAAAAUACGGAAAAUGUUUCAAGAGAAUAGAGCGCUUAAAAUCAUAGUGAAAAUAUACAAGAACAAGAAGGAGAAAGAACAGAGGAGUAUUUAUAUUUUGAUUAAUUUGGGUCAUUAGAGACUACAGAGCAGUUGAUUUAAGUUAUGAGUGUUGAACAAAAUCAGUAAAAUAUAGAAGAGGAAGAUGAGGACUCAAUGGAACUUAACAUCUAAGAAAACGCUUAAAUUGAUUCAUAGUUAACAAAUGAUAAUACACAAGAAGAUUAAAGUUCAUCCAGUAACUAGGGACAAGCUAAUUCUGUACAAAAUUUAGAAUAGGAGAAUGACGCAUUUUAUAAUGCUCUGGGAAUAUUUAACACAUAAGCAAUUUAAGAAUCAUUAAGAACAAUGAAUAGAAAUAAUUCAACCACUGAAAACAGCAAUGCUUAAAGAGCAGUUUAAGAUUAAAGAUAAAAUUUCCCAACUUUGAGUCAAAUGCUUUAACAAUAGUUACACCCCUAAAGUUUAAGAUUAAACAACUAUAACAGUUUACCUAGAAUACCUCCUCAAAGGACCAUCGCUGAUAGGGAAUAGAUAAAUAUCACAGAUGAGAAUGAGGCUUUGAUGAUUUUAAUGGAAGAAGACUAUGAGAGGACUUUAUACUACAAAAACAAUGUAAUACUUAACCAGCCAGAAUUUCUGAGUAAAAAUGCGCAUCCCAAUUGGAAAAAUGAGAUUGAGGAUAUUUUCAGCAAAUUAAGCUAAAAGUAAAAAGAUUUGAUAAAGGAUAGUGGCCCUCUAACUUUACUUGUGUAAACUAGACUCUUAAGACUAGUUGAAAAUGGAAGCAUUGAUUUAGGUUAGGAUGACAACUAAAGUGAAGUGGAGUCAGAGGAUUUGUUAGACAGAAGUCGGAAAUAGGUUUUAAUCCCUGUGAAAGGAAUCAACAUAUACCAAUAUCUCAGUGAAAGAAUAGUGAACAUCAUAAAGUCUUACUAAAGAGGAUAUUAUAACAAAGAGAAUGUGCUUCCCUCUAUACAGGAAAUCAAGUAUACAAUUAAGAAUAGACUUAUUUAUGAGAAGGAAUCUGUACUGUAUAAAAUCAUCCUUGACUAUUAUUUUGCGCUUUAUAUGAUGGAUAAUAGUCACGUAUCACUGAGUAACUGCAUUAGAAAUUUCAUGGGAUCAGCUAUUAGAUUUUACAAGUAGCUUGAAGAUAAGCAGUUUAAAGUAAUACAAAGAGAGUAGAGGUAGAUUUUGAAUAUCAUAAGAAUGAAGUAUCAAGCUUGCCACAUGAAUGGCAAUAUGCCUUUACAAGAACGAAUAAAGAUGUAUAAUAGCAUUUUUCAAUACAAGGAUGGCUCCAGGAAUGUUAAAAAGUGUGACUACAUUUAACUCUACUAGCAAAAAUAGAUUAAAAUCAAUAAUCUCUACAAAUGA